CCACUCCUUUGCUUAUAGUGUAUAAAAGAUGUGAGAGGGCUACAAAACCAAGAAGUCAAGCUUGGCAUUCCAUCCACCAAAGAGGAAAAGAGACAGAUAUACAGACAAGGUGAGUACCCCAAUGGUGCAAAUGGGGUCAGAUUCUCGCUCCCAUUUCUCUCCUUUUCAAUUCUUGGUCAUCACUUUUCUCCUGCAAGUCAGAGACGUUGUUUCCUGUCCUGUUGGUUGGAUAUCACAUAAGAGCACUUGCUUUGGCUUAUUCAAGAAACCGAUGAUGAAUUGGUAUGACGCAGAGACAGCAUGCCAGGUUAAGUUCCAGGAGAGCCAUCUUGCAUCCUUGCUCAAUGAGGAUGAGAUGAGGGCCGUAUCCUCUUUCAUCAAGAUGAACCACAAAACAGUGGGUCACAUCUGGAUUGGACUGCAGGAUAUUGGAUGGGAAUCGGUAAGGAAUUGGCAAUGGAAAGAUAUGUCUCCUGUCUCCUACAUACCUUGGGCACCUGGACAACCCAGUAAUAGACCUAAAAGGGGGAACUGUGCAGAAUUGUAUUCUAAAGAUUACAUGCAAUGGAGUGAUGAUGACUGUGAUUUAAAACAUGCCUAUCUAUGCCGAUUUUCACGAUUCUGAAGGCAGCAAUAGAUUGACACUUGGAGGGUGAAACUCACCUGGAGGCAACUAUCUCUGGUGGUGGACUGAGCCCUUCUGUUAUCUAUAUGCCAAGGCUAUACCACCAUAGAGGGGUUAUGGAUCAGACUCUCGUUUC
Messenger RNA from Sceloporus undulatus (fence lizard), 761 nucleotides. Its product is annotated as C-type lectin lectoxin-Thr1-like. Gene Ontology annotation, molecular function: signaling receptor activity. The coding region runs from base 122 to 625 and encodes 167 amino acids. Lineage: Eukaryota; Metazoa; Chordata; Lepidosauria; Squamata; Phrynosomatidae. The transcript is spliced from 6 exons. The record is from RefSeq and is a predicted model, not a curated record.